ACAUAGAAAUUUUCAGAGUAUAAUAGAAAAAUCAAGAAAAUGUCUGAAUCAAGGAUCUUAGGAUCACCACCAAUGCUGAUGAUUCUUCUCAGCCUUGUGAUAGCUUCCUUCUUCAACACCACAGCUGGACAAAUCGGAGUAUGCUACGGGAUGCUAGGCGAAACCUUGCCAAGUCCAUCGGACGUUGUGGCUCUUUACAAGCAACAGAAUAUUCAGCGAAUGCGGCUCUACGGCCCUGACCCAGACGCUCUUGCCGCUCUCCGUGACUCUAACAUAGAGCUCAUCCUCGACGUUCCUAGUUCAGAUCUUGAACGUCUCGCCUCCAGCCAAACGGAGGCCGACAAGUGGGUUCAAGAAAACGUACAGAGCUACACCGACGGUGUCAGAUUCCGGUACAUCAACGUCGGAAAUGAGGUGAAACCCUCAGCUGGGGGUGUUCUCUUACAAGCAAUGCAAAACAUCGAGAAAGCAGUUUCUGGAGCAGGGCUUGGAGUCAAGGUCUCUACAGCUAUAGCCACUGACACCACUACAGAUACAUUUCCUCCGUCUCAGGGAAGGUUCACGGAUGAGUAUAAGAGCUUUCUCGAACCAGUGAUAGGUUUCUUGAUGAGCAAGCAAUCUCCUUUGCUCGUGAAUCUCUAUCCUUACUUCAGCUACAUGGGAGACACGGCCAAGGUCCCUCUAGACUAUGCCCUUUUCACCGCUCAGUCCACUGUUGCUGAUGAUCCGUACUCAUACCAAAACCUAUUCGACGCAAAUCUUGACUCGGUUUAUGCAGCAUUGGAGAAAUCGGGCGGAGGAUCGUUGGAAAUCGUGGUGUCGGAGAGCGGUUGGCCCACAGAGGGAGGAGUCGGGACGAGUGUGGAAAACGCAAAGACUUAUGUUAACAAUUUGAUACAACAUGUGAAGAAUGGAUCACCGAGAAGGCCAGGGAAAGCUAUAGAAACUUAUAUAUUCGCUAUGUUUGAUGAGAAUAAGAAGGAACCUGCGUUUGAGAAGUUUUGGGGACUGUUUCAUCCGGAUCGACAGCCUAAGUAUGAAGUUAAUUUCAACUAAUCCUUGGAGAGACUUCUUGAAGAAGAUGGGACUUAUGGGCUUUUUCUGUAAGGGUAUUUAAAAAGUGGGAACUUGUUGUAAUAAUAAGGAAUAAUGAGCCAUAACUAUG
This is a messenger RNA of Arabidopsis arenosa, 1165 nucleotides long. The record is from the annotation of a GenBank genome assembly. NCBI's taxonomy places the organism in Eukaryota, Viridiplantae, Streptophyta, Magnoliopsida, Brassicales, Brassicaceae.